Nerophis lumbriciformis (worm pipefish) is the source of this 2539-nucleotide messenger RNA. Its product is annotated as torsin-1A-interacting protein 2-like. Gene Ontology annotation, biological process: membrane organization. The record is from RefSeq and is a predicted model, not a curated record. Gene Ontology annotation, molecular function: ATPase activator activity. Gene Ontology annotation, cellular component: membrane. Lineage: Eukaryota; Metazoa; Chordata; Actinopteri; Syngnathiformes; Syngnathidae.
UCUAUAGAUACAUUCAUUAGCUCGAAUACUUUUUUUAGUGUACAUUACGGCGCUGCUUACUGUCGGCUAGCACAUUUGGCUAGCUUGGCCUCCAGCCAAGCGUUUUGUUUUCUUCUUUACGAUCCAGUUUGUGUAUACAAUGCGAGAUAAUUAUAUGCCGCGCUUUUUUCUUGUUUGCACACUUUUGAAAUAAGCAUUUGGCACAACAAGAAAAGGAAGCUGCCAAACAGCAAUGGAGGACAGGACUGGCGACCACGGACAUGACACAGCUGGCGCAGUGGAAGAGGAGGAUCAGUCUACAAAUGAGUCUCCAUGUGAAGGUCUGAACAAUGUAACGAUUACAGGACAACACCCCUGUGGAGAUGGUGUUCAGGCUGAGGAGAGGUCUGUGCACAAUGUGGAGAAGAGCGCCGCUUCCCCUGACCGCGGAACAGAUGACGGUGAAGACAGCAGAGGGGAGCAGAGAAAUGAAGAACCAGCAGUAGAAGCAAAGGAGUUUGUGCCCGAAGAGGAGCAACCAAGGGAUGAGGAAGCGCCAGAAGACACCACAGCAGUAACGGGGGGCGACACAAACCAUGAUCAGGUAGAUGGUCCCACAGCAGGGCAUCCAGAAGACACAAACGAUGAUGGAAAGGAUCUUGCACAAAGUCUGAACACGGGUUCGAGUUGUGAGGAUAAGGAGCCCUUGGACGACCUGAGGAGUAAAGUGGAGACCAUUGGUCCGACCACUCAGGAAACCGAUUUCGCAAGAGAAGUCACAGCCAGUCCUGGAAGGAGAAGUUACCUGAUAGCUUUUGUCACGGUGGUACUCCUCGCCAUCCUGGCACAGCAUCUCCUCCAGCCUGAGCCUCCGCCCCCGAGCAGCGUUUCGCCGGUCGACAUCUUUCUCAGGGAAAUGGACAAAGUCAUGACUCGCUUUCCUCACCAGCGUCCAGAGCUGUGGAGACGUAGCAGGAUCCACCUGAAGAGGCACAUCCUGACGGCUCAGCCCAGCGAGCCGGUCAGCCUGAUCCUGACGGCGGGCGUCUCAGACAGAAAGACGCUGCGCUGCCUGGCCAGCGACCUGGCGUCCGCCGUAUCCACCGCCAUCAAUGCCACCGUCCUCCACAUAGACGGCGCCAACGUCGGAGAAGAUCGCUACAAGGUGAAGGAGGACAUCGACCUGCAGCUUCAGCGAGCUUUCGAGGGAGACAAACCUGUGGCGGUCAUCCACCGCUUUGAGCAGCUGCCGCCGAGCGCCACGCUCAUUUUCUAUCGCUACUGCGACCAUGAGAAUGCGGCGUACAAGAAGACGUUUUUCAUCUUCACCGUCUUGCUGGAGGAUGAGAUUCCCGUCAAGGCUUCUCUGAGAAACGUGGAGGAGAUGGUGGACGACCACCUUCAGAGGAAGUUCCUCUCCCAUGACCUCUCCGUGGCCUUCGACAGGAUGGACCUGGACAAGUACGGUGGACUGUGGAGCCGAAUUUCUCACCUCAUCCUCCCUGUGGCUGCAGAGGAGAGGACAGAGCAGGAAGACUGCUAGCUGACGCUAAGUUGUUUUCUCCCGGGUGACUCAUCUUGAUGUUGGUAGCGGCCACUUUGACAGCUUUGCUGCUUCACGGCAGGACCUUCAAGACAAAUAUGACACCUGUGACGCUACUGCUAACCUUCACAAUGAACAAAAAUGUCAGCCGACAUUGAAAAAAAUGGGGGCACUUUAUUCUUUAAUCGAUUAAGGAGAGCAUUUAUGAGCUGGAGGUUCACUCACUUGAGUGCAGACCUCCGCCAAUCCUAAUUUACUACAUCAGUAGAGUGUCUCUGCAAAAGCCUGAAUGAUUCACUGUCACAUGAAGGUUUUACAAGAUGCACGCAAAAUUAGGGAUGCAACGAUUAACCGGGUUUACUAUUAUAAACGUCCAUUUAAAGGUAGGGGUUGCUUCCUGUGUGUGUUGAAGAAACUAUAGGCAUGUAAGUUAAUAUAGCAAGUGUAGAACACUAACAACAUCAGGAUGUUUACAGAGCAUUUUUUACUUGUAUUUAAUUGCAAGACCAAGAUACUUUUAGUUCAUUUAUAAUUUUGUACUGCUAUAUUAUUUUAUACGGUAAUAAAUAACAUUGAAAUCUCUCAGGAAUGUCUGAUUUGAUACAUUUUUGGUUGUAAAAAUAAUCACUGCAUGAUAAUCGUGAAACAAUGAUAAAUACAUUGACUAUAAUUACACCAUCAAUCUCUGUAAUCGUUGCAUCCCUACUCCAUAACAGGAUUACUUUUAAUAAUUCAGAAACACAAUUGUAUUUUAAAUCUUUUUUACCAGUUACAUGUAUAUAUUUUUUGUCUUCUUUCAUAAUUCUGCUAAAUACCAAACAGGAAAAAAACAUCCUUGGUAACAAGCAAGCAAGCAAAAAAAGAUUGAUUCCAGGGUUCACAAGGUGUCUGUUUAUAGAUUGUGUAUGGUAUGAAAAACAAAUUGUAUAAUCAACUGAUUUGUAAUUUAAGUAGGGAUUGUUUUACGGUAAAUAAUGACCUCAAAUUAAAACCUUUGGGUUUUGUUUUUUUUGAGUA